GACAUGCACUGCACGGAGACUCCGUUACUGCUGGGGCUGGGAAACGUGGCGGAGAGUCAACACAGCAUUUCAGAGGAGGUGAAAUUGGACGGACAUGUGGAAUAGGAGAAAAAAGAGGCACAGACUCCGGGAUGCCACGAGCUGUCUCACUGCUGCCCUUCCUUCUCGUGUUCAUGGGAUACGCUUUUGCAGAGCUGAAUAUCUGGCCUUCCUUCCAUGUUGCCCUGAGCAGCGGCAGUGUGUUUGUGGACUUCAGUGCAAAAUGCAAUGGCACCAUGAAGUGCGACCUGAGCCUCUCUCUGGUCAAUGUGGAAACCAACACCACCCUCCAGACCAGGACGCUUCCUAAGAACCAACAGGCCGGCAGGGUGGAGUUCGACUGCUCCUGCUUCCUGUAUGCCGGAGCUUUCCGGUUCCUGCUGAGGCAGACCAGCAUCACCACGGUUUCUAAUGCUAGAGGCUCAAACACCAGCAGCAAGGAGAACACGGCCUGGUGGUGGAGUUCAGAACUACAGGUGCAGUGGCCCACUUUUCACAUUGCUGUGGAGAGAGUAGGAAACCACUCAGGAUCCUUUCAGGUUGGAAUAUCCACUAGUGAACACUUUCAGGCUUGCUCCAGUGGCACCGACUCUGAUCUCUUUCUCGAGGUCAGCUAUGUGGAGUAUAACCAGAUAGGGCGAAACAGCAUCGACAAGGUCCGAGCCCGGACACGGCAUCCAAUCAGACCCCUGCGCUCGCAGAGUAUCGAGCUGUCCUGUGCCUUUCCAUUCACAGAAAGAGACUUCAUAAGAGUGGCUUUGCGCUCUCCUCACACGACACAGGAAGUGAAGAGCUCUGGACCUCUGUACCUGUCUCGCAUCUUCUCUUACAAACUGCUGGUGGAAAAUGCUCAUGCUUACAAGAGUGGCUGCGAAGGAACUAUGACUGUAAAACUGAUAACCCCACCGUGCGCUCACAUCAGCGGAAAAGUGUUACUGUACAGUGAUGCAGGAGCUGGAAGAGGCGUUGCCGGUUCCUCUGCAGUGGUGGGAUUUGGACCAGAGGAGCAGUCGUCUCCUCCACUGGCCUUUAACUGGCUGACUCAGGGAGAGAACGAGACAGAGUUCAACUGUUCUGUGUUUUAUCCGGGAAGGAAUAAGUACUGCUUUCGCUUUGUUUUCAACUUCAGCCGUUCCCCAAGUCCGGCGCAGACUUGUCUGGUGGUUUACAAGAGUGCAGAGUCAUGGGGGCCCUGGCAGCCGUGGAGUAUGUGUAGCGUGAGCUGUGGAGAGGGAGUGAGGGAGCGAGAGCGGGAGUGUUUACUGCCCUCAGGUGUGGGAGGCUUACAGUGCACUGGCAUGGUGAAGGAACAGUCCCUCUGCUCACUGGAAGACUGCGCUGUGGCGCCUGCUCCUUCUCCGUCUGCUCCUCCUGUGGAUGUUGGAGUCGCACCUCUUGGCGGUAACAUGGUGGUCGUGGCAGGCAUCUCCCUUUGCCUGGCUGUGAUCAUGGUCACCAUUGUGGUGACUGUGUGGCGAAAGUUUUGUCAGACCCCUCAGUGCAGCUCCGUGCGCCGAGGCUCCAUGCAUUCCCCCGGGGGGCGCAAGCUCUCGGAUGAGGCCUCCAUCUGUGGGCACAGUCUCCAAAGACCCAGCCUGUCUGAUGGUCACGGCCCAUCAGUGGGGGUGAGCGUGGGAAUAUCACAGACAGAUAGACCUCCCCUGGGGGGACAGCCUCUCUCACAGACCCUGGUCAUACCACUAUCACAAGAUCCAGAGAGGCUGUCUCCCACAGGCCAGAAGAUGCUGCCAACAAUAUUUGGGUAUAGACUGGCUCAGCAGCAGUUAAAAGAAAUGAAAAAGAAGGGGUUGAAGGAGGCGACACAGUUGUACCACGUCUCUUCAAGCCCUGUCCAUGACACAGUGGUGGAGACAUCUGCUACGCCCACCAGCUCCCCCAUUCCCACGCCGACUGGUUUUGCUCACUCUGCUCUUCCUCUGAGCCCAAUGGACGAAGCUGCCCAAAACCGUUUUCACAUCGCAGCUCCUUUUUCUGAGCUGCCACCACAGACGUCUAGGACCACACCAAACAGGCUGAGUCCGAGAGUGGACGUGGUCUUAGGUCCUCCCGUCUCUGCUCAUGCAAGCGUGGGCAGCUCAAGAUGGCGUGACCGCACAGCUGAUUGGGUUGAGAUGGUCGAGAGGAGUGGAUUGGCAGGUCGAAGAGGAGGAGGAGGAGGAGAUGGAGCAGUAGGAAUGUCCUAUCAUAAGAAUCCAAAUUUCCGGCGGACCUCCAGUUUUAAUGACACCAAACUCCAACAACAAUCAUCUGCACAGUUCAGAGAAAGGAGCAUGACCCAGGUGGGAUCUCGUACUCUUCCUGAAGGAAGUAGUUGGACUAAACGAGGUUGGGAGAGACAGCUAUACCAAGCUUACCCCAUUCCUGAGCACACGGUGUCAGAGCAGAAACCCAGAGCAGUCUUUUCUCAGAAUAAUGGCCUCAAACACAUAGGAACCAACACCAACAGUUUUUCAGCACCUGAACGUGCAACCUCCGACCUCAGUGGCUUCGUGGAAAAGCAAAAGACUGUCCAGCCAGUGGGUGGAGGCAGAGAGCUUGUUUCAGGAAUUGGGGGUCCAGCCACGGGGCCACCCCCUUCUCAUGGAAGAAGCCUUUUAGAAGUAGACCGAGCACAGCGUGCUGAGCAGAACUGGAACCGUCGUGGCCCGUCACCGAUCCAGAGGAACAUGCUGGCCCGGAAGUUAAAGGAGGCUCAGGCUCAGGCCAGUUCUGGGGUCAAAGGUCGUCAGCGCAGCUCCACCUUCAGUGUAUCAUCCAUGGAGCAAAGAAGAGAUCGUUGUCGCUCCCUGCCAAUGCCUGAGGACUACAGCAGUGGCGCCGGCUCCUCCUACAGGCUGAGCAAGGCAGAACAAAGGAUGCUGGACCUGGAUCUGUCCUCAACAUGUGUAGGGGACGUCGAGUAGAUCAACACUGGACAGAAGCUGCUCAUACAGUUGAAAUUUUUUUCUUCAAGCCUUCUCCUCUAAAACAUAAUGUAUUUAUGUGACAAAUUCUUCUGUGGGAGCAAAUGUGUAUUUAAUGAUUUUUUUUAAAAGUUCAUUUCAUUUCAUAAGAUUCUAAUUGCAUUUUAUAUUGUGUGUUUUGUAAUAUUGCAUUUUUUGUUUACUUAAGUCUUCCCUCUUUUCAGUGCACUUUGAAAAUACUACCUUGUUUUUAUAUCAAACACUGGGACAAAAAAAUAUCUGUGAACUCACAUAUUGGUUUCUGUGCUCAGGACUUGGUAAUGACUGUAUCCAAAAUUACACUUAAAACUCCUUUGUUACAGUUGUUUUUAUCAUAUCUGUCACACCUCAUCGUGUCUUAUAUCAUAUCUCCUACCACUCUGGAAUAAUCAGAGCAAUAGUAUGUAUUUUGAGUAAACAUCAGGGAGGCUGAAAUGCUGUUUACUUUAAUGUUUUGGUAGUGUACACUUUACAGAGAGAAAUGCUCAAAAGAAAAAUAGAAAAAAACACAACAUAAGUGAUGGUUGAUGAUAAAUUCAAAUAAUAGAAAGGGAGAAAUUAAUGUAGUGACAGCUGAAACCUUUUCUGUGUUAUCUGUUUACAUGAUGCAAGUGAAUG
Molecule: messenger RNA, 3620 nt
Organism: Salarias fasciatus (jewelled blenny)
Lineage: Eukaryota; Metazoa; Chordata; Actinopteri; Blenniiformes; Blenniidae
Gene: thsd1
Product: thrombospondin, type I, domain containing 1
Exons: 8
Coding region: 132-2963 (943 amino acids)
Cellular component (GO): cell periphery
Source: RefSeq, a predicted model, not a curated record